GAUUUGCCUCCUAAGUAACCGUUGCAGCUGUCAGUCGGCUCAGGAUCCCACCCCCUAGUCCUGCUGCGUUCUUCGCUGCAUCGCGAUGGCGAGGCCCGUCUUGUUACGGCACCCUAAGCACAUCAAGGAAAUGAGAGCAACAGUGCGAAAGGACGCUAAUUCCAUAAGUGGCUGUUCUGGGCGCGGCGUGGACGGGCUUCUCCAGCCUGGUCAGAGCGGAGGCUCCAACUUCCGUUGACCCCCUGGGAACUCUGCCAUAUUCCUCUUCUCAGCCAGCUCACUGUUGUAUUUAUUUACCUUCUUCCCAGGAGCCCCAUUCAGAGGGCAUGUUGUAGGUGCUAUCUUCAGGAAGGUUGACAGGAUCUGCUAAACAAGCAAGCAGGAAAAAACAGAACGUUCUGAGAAAAGUAGCAGAUUCAGAAUCUGGCUUCUCUCUGUAUUCCACAGACUCUGAGGAUCAGUCCCAGAACUGGGGUUUUGGUGCCAACUAGGAAACUACUGGAUAUGAGCUAUCUGCUGCUCUGAAAUUUAUCCUGUCUGUUUUUGAGGCAUGCUGGGCACACAACCCAUUAUGUUAGGAUUACCUCCGUCCACUUCGAAAAAGAACCCUUCACAGGUUGCAACUAUUCAUAAUGGUCUUGAUCGCUGUGCAGCUUUACUAAAUGAUAUUUUGCAGAAUGAUAAUGAAGAGAUGGAGACUGUCUGUCGAAAACCAGGAAAAGCAGCUAUUGUAAGAACAACUUCCAGACCCUUACUCAGUAAAGUAAAUGGUCCAAAGAAAAGGGGCCCAAAGAAAAAUACAAUUUCUGCACAAAAAGAAAUUGUGCCUGUGCCAAAUAGAAAGCCAGCUUUAGUCAAUGUACCUAGUGCUGUAAAAGACAAAGCAUCUGUAAGCACCGAACAAGCUUCUUGUGUUCAGCCAAUUUGUGUCCCUUGCACCCAGCAUUCUUCUGUAAUGCAGCAGAAACUGUGUGAACAUGUACAAACCCAAAUGUCUCUGAUAAACAGCCAGCCUCCACAAAAAUCCAGUGGUAUUCCUGAUGUGCCAUUUUGCAUCAUUCCUGAAAAUGUGGCAGCAUAUCAGCCUAGUACCACAUUCAAUUGCCGUUUACCUACCUCCACACCAGCUCUGUCCCCACAACAGGCAGCUAACCCCUCAGUUAUUCAGCCUGUGGUUCCCAUUGAAAACUGCAAUCAGUGUGCAUCACAGAUGGGCCCUGUUCUUUUGCCAGCAGGUUCCACUGCUUCUGUGGCCCAAGUGCAGCCUACCAUUGUAUGCCCUGCUCUUUCCCAUAUGCUUCAGUCUGCUCCAAACAAUCCCAUGGCAUCUACUGGCCUUCCUCCACUAGAAAGCAGAGAGACUGUGUCAGAUCAAGGAAGACAUGAACAGCAGCUGAAAGAGGCAGACCUAAUAAGGUGUAUUCAGGCUCAUCUAGCUCUAUUGCAAGCACAUGAAAAAGAGAGUGGGAAGAUGAAUGAACAGUACCAGGAUGUUGAUCCAAUACAGCCCAAGUCUUUGAGUUCUAAAGAAGAAGAAACUGCUGUGGAACAUAGCAAGGGUUCUCUGAGCGAAGAGGAAGAUUUGGAUGGAGUUGACAUGGCACCAGUGAGAGAUACAAGCUGUCAGACUAGUUUUGACAAAGUUGUACAAACUAAAAAAACAAGCCUACAAAAAACAGCUCAAAAAGUGACAACAGUGAAGUAUCUUUUGGGAGAGCUCAAGGCCCUGGUAACAGACCAUGAUGAUUCGGAAAUUUUGAGGCUCCUAGGUGAAGUGGAAGACUGUAUUUCUCUCUUGCCUGCAGCUGUUGGAAGUACAACUGUGCAAGCUGAAAUAGCACUUGCUCUUCAACCUCUCAGAAGUGAAAAUGCCCAGUUGCGCCGACGAUUAAGAAUAUUAAACCAACAGCUCAAGGAACAAGAAAGAGCAAAAAAAGAAUGCAGACCGGAUUGCAACUUUGAACUUGUCUCCCUCCAGUCCUUGAACAUUACACUACAGAGCCAAUUGAAUGAAUCCAUGAAAAGCAUUGAGCUGCUGCAGAAUAAAAAUGAGGAGCUCAUUAAAAUCCUAGAAUGCCACAAAGAUGAAAAUAAAAGACUGACCAGCACAAUCCAUGAGAGAGAGCAAGAGCUGCUUGAAAACAGACAGCAGUAUGAUAUUGACUCAACAAAACUCAAAAUUGAAGCAGAUGAGAUAGUGACCAACAUGAAGAGUUUUCAAUAUAAGUUACAAGCAGCUGAGAAAGAGAACCAGAUCUUGAGCAUAACAUUGCGUCAGCGAGAUGCAGAAGUGAAUAGACUACGUGAAUUAACAAGGGCUCUUCAGGGCAGUAUGUCCAAACUUCUCUCAGACCUCACCAUGGACACGGCUAAACCAAAACAGGAAAAGAGUCUGUCAAAAGCUCUUCUGGAAAUUCAUGAGAAACAGCUGCAGCCUGACUUGAUACAUCCUCUAAGUGCUUGUGUGAUGAGCUACCUUAAAAAGUUAGAAACUGAUCCUGUUGUGAUUAACUCAGAACACUUAUCAAUGGGUGAGGGGAAAGAAUCAAAUCAAGUGUAUGACAAGACGACAGCUGAACAAACUCCUCCAAAGAGCCCUGUUAUGGUAGGGGACAUAGUGGAUCCAACAAGCAUGUUUACACUUCUACAGCCUGAUGUUGAAGGAGCCAGUGACUCAAGUACUUUAAUAGAGGGACACAAGCCGGAUGAGACUAUUUACAUUCCACUGACUAGUGGUCAGUCUAAUAAACCAGCAGCUGAAUGGAGGACAGGCACACAGCAUCAAGUUUCAAAGAGACUGGACCAUGAUUUUAGGUUAGCUGAUUCUAAACAGCCAGAUAGGGUUGGGAUACGAAGUGAUGCAAAGUUUUCUAAUAAAUUCUGUGGUAGCUACAGUCCAAAGACUGUGGAAAAUAAAUCUGAAGCAAUGAGAUCAGCAAAACUAGAAAAUGAGAAGCUUCACAUUCAGCCAAAAGAAAUAACAAAUGGAGCUGCUAAAGAGAUUUUGGACAAUCCAGACAGACUUCAGCCUGAUAAAUUCUUUUAUGCUCCUAUUUUGCAUCAGAAAGGAAAUGGGCAGAAAAAAGCCCCUGGAAUUUCUACUCCUGACUCAAGUUUUUCAACUUUUGACAGGAUGUCAGGAAAAUCUGAAUGGACUAUAUCUUCCUUUUCAACAUUCACAUCUCAAGAUGAAGAAGACUUCAAAACUGGCCUAGCAGCCUUGGAUGCAAACAUAGCUAGACUACAAAGGACUUUGCAAAAUAAUUUGAAAAUAACAAAAAAUCCUUAAUGCACUUCUUUAGAAUAAACAGGAAAAAGACAUGCUUUUUUAAAAAAACUCCAAAUGGUAUUUAUAGUUUUUAUACUUUAUUUUGUAGAAGUGGCUGUAUUUGAAAUUGAUGUAAUAUGAACUUUUUUAAACCUUUAAAGUUGUUUUGUCAGUGCAAAUUACCUGAUAAAAAGCAAGAGUACAUUUGAAAUGUGCUUGUAAUUUUUAUAUAUUUAGACCUUUAUUUGUUCUAAUAAAUAAAAGCAUUUGUAAACAAAUAAA
Hemicordylus capensis (graceful crag lizard) is the source of this 3550-nucleotide messenger RNA. RefSeq names its product coiled-coil domain containing 14 (gene CCDC14). Gene Ontology annotation, biological process: protein localization to centrosome. The transcript is spliced from 15 exons. The record is from RefSeq and is a predicted model, not a curated record. Bases 551 to 3289 code for a protein of 912 amino acids. NCBI's taxonomy places the organism in Eukaryota, Metazoa, Chordata, Lepidosauria, Squamata, Cordylidae. Gene Ontology annotation, cellular component: centriolar satellite.